AUUGUUUAGUACUUUUAAACUGCAACUCAGUAUUUUGAAAGUUUGUUUACAUCGUAAGAAAAAAAGUUUUGUUGUCACCGUAAUAUUAACAAAAUAAUUAGCAUUUUAUUAAAAUAGUAAAUAGCAAAAGUUUAAACAUGUCUAUGUUGCCAUUUUUUCCCUCCUUACGGCCUCCCAUAGCCAAUCGUAUAUGGUUUGAUAGUGCUCCCAUUAACGAGGAGGCCGAAGUACUUAAAUAUGAACGUGAACAUCAUAGUUGGUUAGAUGCCAUGAAGAAUGCCGCUGCCGAUUUACAUCCUUUGGGAAAAGUUUUAACAAUGCCUGGGCUUGAAACGGAUGAUGAAGAUGCCAAUGAUGAUAGUGAUGAUUCUGAUAGCCAUGAUGAUGAAGAUGAUGACACCAAUGACCGAGCAAUACCCGGUUUGCCAGAACGUUCUGCUUUAGGCUUAUAUUCACCAGGAGAGGAAAUGAACUUAAAUGAUGACAUACCAAUAGUUGUUGGCCCGGGAUCUCAAUAAAAAUUUGUAAAAUAUUUUUAUUUUCAAAGUAAAUUGUAAUAAAUUUUGAAUUUGCAAAUAGA
This is a messenger RNA of Lucilia sericata (common green bottle fly), 580 nucleotides long. Its product is annotated as anaphase-promoting complex subunit 15B. Gene Ontology annotation, cellular component: anaphase-promoting complex. Gene Ontology annotation, biological process: regulation of mitotic cell cycle spindle assembly checkpoint. Bases 138 to 518 code for a protein of 126 amino acids. The record is from RefSeq and is a predicted model, not a curated record. Lineage: Eukaryota; Metazoa; Arthropoda; Insecta; Diptera; Calliphoridae. The transcript has 3 exons.